AUGCAGGAUGUAUUUAGUCCUUCUUCAGUUCCACUGGAAAAAGAGAAUAAAAAGUUGACAGAAUCAAUCACAGAUAAGUCUUCUAAGCCAUAUGAAGCUCCUGGUCUGUUUGAGGAAGAUGAGAAUUUUGAACCCAGUAAGAGUAGUUGCGUUAUAGCCAAACCUUCUGUGGAUUUAUUUGAUGAUGAUGGGGAUCUAUUCAGGGAGAAGCCUGACAGUGCCAACAUUGCAAAAAAUAGUCAACAUUCUUCUGCUGAGAGGUUUAAAAAUUUAACUCCAACACCUUUCACGAGUCAGAAAAGCCUAUUCUCUGAUGAAGAGGAUUCUGAAGACUUGUUUUCUUCACAUCAGCCUAUAGGGGUGAAGAACUCAACUUCAUCAUCUACUAAAGUGAUGACAAAAACUGCAUUGUCUUUGUUUGAAGAUGAGGAAGAAGAG
This is a messenger RNA of Thamnophis sirtalis, 438 nucleotides long. Lineage: Eukaryota; Metazoa; Chordata; Lepidosauria; Squamata; Natricidae. The record is from RefSeq and is a predicted model, not a curated record.